GUUUGUAUUUGUGCUACUUUCUAAAAGCUCGCUCUGAGUACGAGUUUGAAGUGUGUUUAUGAAUGAAGGGGAGUGAAAUUAAUUGGCUGGGAGGACGGGCGGCUUUCACACAUUCAGCUCGGUGUAGGCGAGUAACCUCUCCUGCAGCAGCCACCUACAUUCUCCAGCCUGUCACCUCAAUGAAAAACAUCAAGGGCAGGAGAUGGAGCUCUCAAAUUAUGCCAGCCAACUGCUGCUGCAGCUCAACCAACAACGCUCCAAGGGCUUCUUGUGCGACGUCGUCGUUAUGGUGGAUAACACACUCUUUCGGGCUCAUAAAAGCGUCCUCGCCGCCGCCAGCAGCUACUUUAAGUCCCUCGUCCUGCAUGAUAACCUCAUCCACCUCGAUGCCGAGUUGGUGGAGCCAGCCGUGUUCCAGAAAAUUCUGGACUUCAUUUACACUGGCAAGCUAUGUGAGGAGAGUCAGGGAUCAGAGCGGAAGCAGAAUCUGAGCGCCUUUCUCACUGUCGCUAACUACCUCCAGCUCCAUGACCUGGCAAGUCUGUGUACCAGCAAACUCGAGUCUGAGAACAUGUCCUGCAAGGGCUCUUUACGCACCCAGAAUCUGCCUUUUUCACCUGCCUCGAAACACCUGAUCAAGCGGGAGGCAGAAGACACUUCGUCUGACAUCGAAGUAUAUGCAAACAUGGUCCCUCCAAAGAAAAGACACAACGGCGAGAACAAACGCAGCUUGGGCGGCAAGCAAAGCUUUGGGCUGGAUUUGACCAAGAAGUCAAACCGUGCUGUAAAUAAUGACAUCGGCAGCAUGCAGGAGUACUCGCAGUCCUCUGUUUCCAAGACUGCUGCUAAUACUCUACGGUCAGGUAUGGAGAGAAAGGGCUCCCCGGAGAAGACCAGGGGCCUGGAUGCUUUUGAUGGAACGCAGGAAUGGAGAAAGACACCUUCUAGAGAGCGCUCCAGAAGGAAAGGCAACGUCAAUGGUUAUAUGCCUGCGAUCAAAGGUGGAAGCCAAAACCAUGUCAGAGAAAAUUCCCAAGAGCAGCCACAAGACGGCGGAUCCAACGGUGCCAGUCCUAACUUUGUCUACAGACAGGAGUCCUACCUCGAACCAUCUCAGGGGGACAACAGUUAUGUCUGUAUCCCAUGUGGAAAAGGAUUCCCGUCUUCAGAAAGCCUCAAUUCCCAUGUUGAAUCUCACACGGAUGCGGACGUGAAUCUCGGCCAGGACAAAGAGGGAGGGGACGAAGAUCCUCCCACUGCUGGCACCCAAGAAGCCCUAGAGGUCAUCGAUAAAAGCCUGUCGAAGCCGUACAAAGAGCUGGACACGCUGCGACCGUUCCCUUGCAACAUCUGCGGCAAAAUGUUCACGCAGCGUGGCACCAUGACCCGCCACAUGCGCAGUCAUCUGGGCCUGAAGCCGUUUGCCUGCGAGGAGUGCGGCAUGCGCUUCACACGGCAGUACCGCCUCACCGAGCACAUGCGUGUCCACUCGGGAGAGAAGCCCUACGAGUGUCAUGUCUGCGGGGGCAAGUUUACACAACAAAGAAACCUCAUCAGCCACAUGCGCAUGCAUACUUCCCCAAAUUAGACUUGGAGAGUUGCAGUAGGUUAAACACAAAAUAUCAGUAAAGCUUCUCAAAUAAGCCUGGUCUAAUAAAACCAUGUUACCUCA
Ictalurus punctatus (channel catfish) is the source of this 1672-nucleotide messenger RNA. It is a transcript of the gene hic1l, whose product is annotated as hypermethylated in cancer 1 like. Gene Ontology annotation, molecular function: DNA-binding transcription factor activity, RNA polymerase II-specific; RNA polymerase II cis-regulatory region sequence-specific DNA binding; protein binding. The transcript has 2 exons. Gene Ontology annotation, cellular component: nucleus. The coding region runs from base 203 to 1588 and encodes 461 amino acids. The record is from RefSeq and is a predicted model, not a curated record. Gene Ontology annotation, biological process: regulation of transcription by RNA polymerase II. NCBI's taxonomy places the organism in Eukaryota, Metazoa, Chordata, Actinopteri, Siluriformes, Ictaluridae.